AAUGAGUGAUGGAGGAAAAGAAAGAUCCAAAGGAGACGAAAAGUAAUGGGAAGACGAAGAGUGUGGCUUCGAUUCCGGCUAACUACGUAUCAAUUCUUCAGCUUCAGGAGCGUUGGAAGAAGGAGAAAGAGCUGAAACAAAAGGGAAGAGAGAUUGUAGAGAGAGGCGUGAAGGCAAAGGUUAAUGGACAAGGAAGGAAAGACGAAACCAUAGAGAAAGGAGUUGAGGUAUUUGCAAUUGUGAGCACGAAGGACGAAGAUGGAGGAGAUUUGAAGGAGAGAAAGAAGAAAUGGUCCAAGAAGAAGGUGAGCAAGAAGAAUCAAGGUGGAUCUGUGGAGACUAAUCUGGUGAAAGAGGAAACUCAGGGAGAGAUAAUAGUUCAAAACAGAGAGAAUGCUGCUGAUAGUAACUUGAUCAGUGUAGAAACUCAGUUUCAGCAACGAGUAGAAGAGGAUGGAAGAGAUAGGAAGGUCAAGGGACCUGUGAGAUUGAACAGUGGAAAAGGGUAUUACCGUAAUCAGAAACAUGAUUGGUCGGCUACACGUGUUAUUAAGGCAUCAAGGGCUAUGGUGUGGGUGAAGAAGGGGGAGAAUGAUGCAGCUGUUGGUAAGCAUUAGGUCCAUGUGUAGGGUUUGUAUCAUGUUCCUUUGAGAAUGCAUUGUAGCGGUGUAUGUAAUCGUAUAUAAUCUUAAGAGCAUGGUUCCCUUUAAGUGUUGUGCACACAUCUGCAAGUACUAGUCUAUAUAUGACUACUGCUGAAUCUGAGACAACUAUUGAAGACACCUCUUGUUAAGCCAUUAUGGUUGAGUUUGAACUAAGAUUUAUAUGUUAUACGGUAUAGAG
Messenger RNA from Eruca vesicaria subsp. sativa (arugula), 843 nucleotides. The record is from the annotation of a GenBank genome assembly. Lineage: Eukaryota; Viridiplantae; Streptophyta; Magnoliopsida; Brassicales; Brassicaceae.